Marmota monax (woodchuck) is the source of this 1425-nucleotide messenger RNA. RefSeq names its product solute carrier family 25 member 11 (gene Slc25a11). The record is from RefSeq and is a predicted model, not a curated record. Lineage: Eukaryota; Metazoa; Chordata; Mammalia; Rodentia; Sciuridae. Gene Ontology annotation, biological process: malate transmembrane transport; thiosulfate transport; phosphate ion transmembrane transport. Gene Ontology annotation, molecular function: oxaloacetate transmembrane transporter activity; sulfate transmembrane transporter activity; succinate transmembrane transporter activity. The coding region runs from base 39 to 983 and encodes 314 amino acids. The transcript has 8 exons.
GCGCUCACGGGACCGGAGCUGAGGGCCAUUCAGUGGCGAUGGCGGCGACGGCGAGCCCCGGGGCCGGCGGGAUGGACGGGAAGCCCCGUACCUCCCCUAAGUCCGUCAAGUUCCUGUUUGGGGGCCUGGCCGGGAUGGGAGCUACAGUUUUUGUUCAACCCCUGGACCUAGUGAAGAACCGGAUGCAACUGAGCGGAGAAGGGGCCAAAACAAGAGAGUACAAAACCAGCUUCCAUGCUCUCACCAGCAUCCUGAAGGCAGAAGGGUUGAAGGGCAUUUACACUGGUCUGUCAGCUGGUCUCCUGCGACAGGCCACCUACACCACUACUCGCCUUGGCAUUUAUACCGUCCUUUUUGAGCGCCUGACUGGGGCUGAUGGUACACCCCCUGGUUUUCUGCUGAAGGCCCUGAUUGGCAUGACUGCAGGUGCAACUGGUGCCUUUGUGGGAACACCAGCUGAGGUGGCUCUUAUCCGUAUGACUGCUGAUGGUCGGCUUCCGGCUGAUCAACGUCGUGGCUAUAAAAACGUGUUUAAUGCCCUGAUUCGAAUUGCCCGGGAAGAGGGAGUCCCCACACUGUGGCGGGGUUGUAUUCCUACCAUGGCUCGGGCUGUUGUUGUCAAUGCUGCCCAGCUUGCCUCCUAUUCCCAAUCUAAGCAGUUCUUACUGGACUCAGGCUACUUCUCUGACAAUAUCUUAUGCCACUUUUGUGCCAGUAUGAUCAGUGGCCUUGUUACCACUGCCGCCUCUAUGCCUGUGGACAUUGUCAAGACCCGGAUCCAGAACAUGAGAAUGAUUGAUGGGAAGCCAGAAUACAAGAAUGGGCUGGAUGUGCUGAUAAAGGUUGUUCGCUAUGAGGGAUUCUUCAGCCUAUGGAAGGGCUUCACACCAUACUAUGCCCGCCUGGGUCCCCACACUGUCCUCACCUUCAUCUUCUUGGAGCAGAUGAACAAGGCCUACAAACGUCUCUUCCUCAGUGGCUGAGGGGGCAGGAUACCUGGAGCCAAUGUGCCGGGGCUCCCAGUCAUCCAUUGUUCUUACAGUCACUGCACCCCAGGGAGCCUGGACUCUGCUGCUCUGGGCCCCUCUAUUUAUUUCCCCUCCACAGUUUGGUUUCCUCCUUGUGUUAAAGGACUUUGAUCUGUUCUUCCCUCUGCUCCAGUUUGCCCUGCUUGGUCUAAUUCUUAUGACCACUCUAUCAGUGGCUGUUCCUUGGGGGAGCUGGAAUUUCUAGAUUUCCCUUAGGUAUUAGUUUUAGGACACAGAGGACAGCAGAAAAUCCCCUUUCUGUGGGGAAACCAAGGCAGAGCAGAGGAGACAGAAGAAACCAGAAGCUAUCAAGAUGGUGGAAAGGUCUGCAGUGGGAGGCUGUGGCCCUUCCUCCCCUCACUGAGGACUUGAUUAAUAAAUUGGAUUGAUGACACCA